This is a messenger RNA of Oryza sativa Japonica Group (Japanese rice), 815 nucleotides long. Its product is annotated as BTB/POZ and MATH domain-containing protein 2. Lineage: Eukaryota; Viridiplantae; Streptophyta; Magnoliopsida; Poales; Poaceae. The record is from RefSeq and is a predicted model, not a curated record. Gene Ontology annotation, molecular function: protein binding. Gene Ontology annotation, biological process: protein ubiquitination.
AAUGGCUCUCCAAGCCAUCCGGCUGGCUAAAUUCCCCACCUCACUAGCCAAAGUUGGCAAGCCAUCCGGUGUGGGUUCCACCCGUCUCCUCUCUCUCCCCCUUUCCCCAUCCCGUCCGUCCGCCACUCCCUCCCUACCUGCCGCGAAAUCUGCCCAGCUACUGUCGUCCAUGGUCGCCGCCGCCGAAUUUCCGUCCUACGUCUCCGUGCCGCCGUCCGACCUGCACCGCCACCUCGGCAAGCUGCUCACCAGUGGGGACGGCACGGACGUCACUCUCGAGGCCGGCGGCGAGACGUACAAGGCGCACAGGUCCGUGCUCGCCGCCCGCUCGUCCGUGCUCAAGGCGGAGCUCCUCGGCCCGAUGGCGCAGCCGCGGAGCACCGCCGCCGCCACGCCAACGCGCAUCAACGACAUCGAGGCGCCGGUGUUCAGGGCGAUGCUGCACUUCAUAUACACCGACCACCUGAGCUCGACCAUGGCGACCGACGGCUUCGAGCAUCUCACCACAAGCUGCCCUGCCAUUCUCAAGGAGCUCAUGUCCAAGCUUGUUGUUCACUGAACACUGAAUAUUCAGCAGAAGCAUAUUAAGUAGGAUGGUGUCAAUUCAGAGCUAGUGUGUGAUUCUACUCUGGAGUGUCAAAUAGCUAGACCUAUGUAUAAUUAUCGUCAUCUGGUUCGAUCUGGUGCUAAUCCCGUGUAUAAUUAUUAUCUGUCAUCUAGGCUAGUUUAGAUGGUGUGAUGCAUCAUGCUCCUCCUCUCUAUGUUUGUUUUGGUUUGUGGUUGUAUCCAGCAUGGACAGAGCAGUAUCGGUCAAA